CAUUCAAAUUAAGAUCCGCGUCCACGCAUAUAUCGUUGCUGAUGUCUCUCGAGAGGGUCUGAUUUUUUUUAUCCUUUGGUUGCGAAUGAUAUCGCGGCUUGUUGACAGGAAGGUUGUCUGUGACAACGGGCUGCUGAGAGCACAAAGGCUGUGAAACUUGAUUAAGAAGCAAAAUGGACACACAAUCCACAAACAUGAACAACACUUCCACAAUCCACAUUUCCCCGCUUCGAGAAUAAUAUUGGACACGAUGAUGAAGAAGAAGCGAGGUCGUCGUGUGAAAAGCCGAUUAUGAGAUACCAGGCCAGGGUGCUACCAUAAGCAUCGUUUCGCGAGGCGUCGGCGUCAACACCUUCGUCCACUCGUUCAUCCUAGAAAUAUCACAUAAUCCCGUCUGAGCAUGUCUCACCCCGCGAAGAGAACACUUAGCAUGCUCUACGGAACAGCUUGGAAAAAGGAAAGGACAGCCAAUCUGGUCAAACAAGCCCUGCAAGCAGGCUACCUCGCCAUCGACACAGCUGCUCAACCAAAGCACUACCGAGAACACCUCGUCGGCGAUGGAGUCCGCGAAUUUCUAUCAACCAGUAGUCUCAAACGCGAAGAUCUAUACCUACAAACCAAGUUCACUUCCAUCAACGGUCAAGAUCCCAAUAAUUUGCCCUAUGACCCUUCAUCCAGUAUCACAGAGCAAGUGAAAGCUUCUGUCGCGUCUUCACUGCACAAUUUACGAAACAACGAAAAUGUGGAAGAAAGUUACAUCGACUGUUUGGUACUGCAUAGCCCGUUACCAACGAUCCAACAAACCAUGGAGGCCUGGGACACAAUGUCCUCAUUCGUACCUACAAAAGUCCACUCCCUAGGCAUCUCAAACACUUCACUGCCCAUCCUCAGAUACAUAUGGGACAACAGCACUGUCAAGCCGAAAGUAGUGCAAAAUCGCUUUUACGCCGCUACAGGCUGGGACAUCGCACUCAGACAAUUCUGCAAAGACUCUGAUAUCGAGUAUCAGAGUUUCUGGACGUUGACUGGCAAUCCUGAGUUCUUGAGUGCUCCGUUGAUUACACGUACUGCUGAGGAAGUCGGGAUAAGCGACGAAGUUUUGCUAUAUGGCUUUGUGCAAGGACUUGGUAUUACACCUAUUAAUGGCACGACUUCGCACAUUGAGACUGAUGUGGCUGAGCUCCUGAAGCUCGAGAAAUGGAAAGCCGAGGGCCACAACGGCAAGACAUGGGAAAAGGUUGUUCGAGUUUUCGGUCUGUUUCUCAAGAAGUGGGCUCAUAAUGGUGACCAUCGUGGUUGAUGUCAUUGUUAUUUGUUAUUCGUAUGUCAAUCCAAGCGCUGUGUUUUCCGGGAGUCAUAAAUCAAAAUACAUGAUCUAAACAAAUGCUGCAGAACAGAAUCAGAAAAUCGAGCGGAGA
This is a messenger RNA of Aureobasidium subglaciale EXF-2481, 1418 nucleotides long. RefSeq lists its product as uncharacterized. Gene Ontology annotation, cellular component: cytosol. Gene Ontology annotation, molecular function: aldose reductase (NADPH) activity. Lineage: Eukaryota; Fungi; Ascomycota; Dothideomycetes; Dothideales; Saccotheciaceae. The record is from RefSeq and is a predicted model, not a curated record. The transcript has a single exon. Bases 401 to 1300 code for a protein of 299 amino acids.